CAACAUAUGGGUACUUUAGUAUUUUUCAGUUCAACCUUUUAUUUUUAUUUCGAGUUUUAUACUAUUUGGGCACAAAACUAAAAAGAUCAUCGAUCUGGGCUUAUUACGAAUUUCAUCGAGCAUCUGCGAACUCAAACGCAAACGCACUACGAACAUGGAACAAGAAGCGGCGGAGACACUGGUUCAGGCGGCGAGCUCCGAUGGUUCGAACCCGAAGGGGCCAGACGAGUCGGAGGCUGUGAACCGGGCAAGGAAAUUGCUGUUUCGGCGGGUGCUGGUGGGGAUAAGAGAUGGGCGGUUUUUCUUGGGAAAUUUUCACUGCAUUGACAAACAAGGAAACAUCAUUCUUCAAGAUGCAGUCGAGUAUCGUAGCACGCGGCGGUCUUCGCCUUCUCCGAUGGAGCAGCGGUUCCUCGGUCUCAUUCUUAUCCCUUCUUCUUGCCGUGUCUCUUGUCAUGUUGGUUGCUCUGUUGAAGAACAAUUGUCUCUGCUUUCAUUCUAGGAAGAAAACUAGACAUAUUAGGGUCCUGUUGCUAUUGGGAUAUCUAGAACAAGUGUUUGUUACUCAUGUAUGUUUGAUUUUAUCAAUAAUAUUAAAACGUUUUGCAAUCC
Messenger RNA from Prunus mume (Japanese apricot), 612 nucleotides. Its product is annotated as Small nuclear ribonucleoprotein family protein. Gene Ontology annotation, cellular component: NatC complex. The record is from RefSeq and is a predicted model, not a curated record. NCBI's taxonomy places the organism in Eukaryota, Viridiplantae, Streptophyta, Magnoliopsida, Rosales, Rosaceae.